GUAUGAAUCAUGCCCAUCAUACUCAUCUCACGCAUGCUCAAACCUACGUGAAUGGCAAUGCCACAACAUGGAUUGAGCCUCUAAAGGUAAACAUAGGAAGGUUUCUCUUCGGGGAACUCUUAAGAGAUGGUUUGGAAAACACGUGUAGAAAAGUAAACAACUUUAGUAAGGUAUACCGUAUAUCGUAAACGUUAGGAGACACCGUUAUCGGGAAACCCAGCUGCGCACCCAUUAGUACGUAUAGGAUUGAUUGCGCCCCUGAACAGCCAUUGUGCACAGCAUAGCGCUGUCCGCGGUGCUGAACUUGGGGAGUUCGUGUUGGAUGUGUGUCUACAUAAGAAACGCUGCUGUGUUUCCUGCAGGAUCGUCUGAUGUCGCAAUUAGGGAUUCCUCUUUCUCCAGUACACUCGUGUUCUUGUAGGUUGGAUGGUGAUCUUUCUUUUCUAGAUAGGGGCAUGAGAGAAUUUGAAAGGUACAAUAUUUUCAGCACAAUCUAAACUUAUGGUUGUGCAACGGAAUCGGGAUGCUUUGGCUUCAUGUCGAACACAUACCAGUCGGCUUAAAGUUGGCUGCUUGGAAAAUCCUGUUUUUAUCGGUCGUGGAUGGAUGUAUGCUACGGAAUCGAAAGGCGUUUGCCCAUACACCUGCAGUAUUUGGAAGUUGACUGAAAUGCCACUCAACACAGCGAAUGACUUGUGAACAGUCCAGACAAAAGAGGAAGUACAGUCACUGAAAGCUAAUGUCGUGUCCUUUCUCAGCUAUAUGAAAGAUCUGUGACGAUUUAUCUUUGUAUGCUAUCUAAAGGAUCAAUAUGACUCAUGUAAAUAUGUACAUGGGGGACAUAUCGCAUGUGCUGCCUCCUAAACAUCGAGGGAGAAAAAGGCUUGAUAUUUAAUUUUUCUUUGCACAGAAACUAAAAAAGGAUCGUUUCUGAAUUGGGUGACAAAAGCCUUUAUCGGGAAAUGGUGGCAUAAAGAGUUUUUAAUCGUUAUUGUGCGAGGUGCGUUUGCUUGAAAUCGACUCAACAAAGUGGAACCAGAUAUUUCAACGCGGACUGCCGCGGCGAAGGAUGGGCCCUCUUUUUCCCACGACUUGCGUCGUCCUCCUCGCCCUAAACGCCGCCGCCAUCCCAGCCUCCAUCAGUCCCGAGGACUACGCCGCGGACGAGGCCGAGCAAACGAUCAACAACGAGAUCUUUGAUGACUACAGAGGGAAAGGCUGCGUGGAUGACAGUGGCUUUGUGUACAAACUCGGGGAGCGUUUCUUCCCAGGGCACUCGAACUGUCCGUGCAUGUGUACAGAGGAUGGGCCAGUUUGCGAUCAACCCGAAUGUCCCAAGAUACACCCAAAGUGCACUAAGGUGAUGCACAACGGAUGUUGCCCCGAGUGCAAGGAGGUCAAAAACUUUUGUGAAUACCGUGGGAAGACUUACAAAGUCCUUGAGGAGUUUAAGCCCUCGCCGUGUGAGUGGUGUCGCUGUGAACCAAAUAAUGAGGUGCACUGUGUGGUGGCUGAUUGUGCCGUGCCUGAGUGUGUCAAUCCUGUCUAUGAGCCGGAGCAGUGCUGCCCUAUCUGUAAAAACGGUCCAAAUUGCUUUGCUGGAACAACGAUCAUCCCGGCCGGCAUUGAAGUGAAGGUGGACGACUGCACCAUCUGCCGCUGCCACAGCGGGGACUGGUGGAAGCCUGCGCAGUGCCUGCGCCGGGAGUGCCUCAACGGCCAGUCAUAGACAUUUGCCCAGGACCACAGGGGAGAGAAGGGAGGGAGAGAGGGAGGAAGGGAGGGAAGCAGGGAACGGAUCGUGAAGCAGCUCCAUCAGAACAAGGGAAACUCUCCUUGCAAAGACUUGAUGGACUGACUGACUGGCAGGAGCACAAAUUCUUGUCUACACACAGAUUGCUAAAUGAGC
This is a messenger RNA of Clupea harengus (Atlantic herring), 1909 nucleotides long. It is a transcript of the gene vwc2l, whose product is annotated as von Willebrand factor C domain containing 2 like. Gene Ontology annotation, biological process: negative regulation of BMP signaling pathway. Gene Ontology annotation, molecular function: protein binding. NCBI's taxonomy places the organism in Eukaryota, Metazoa, Chordata, Actinopteri, Clupeiformes, Clupeidae. Gene Ontology annotation, cellular component: AMPA glutamate receptor complex. The record is from RefSeq and is a predicted model, not a curated record.